AUGGCCGAGGAGAAUCUCACAGUUGUUACUGAGUUUAUACUUUUGGGCCUGACAGAUCAGGCUGAAAUGAAAGUGGUGCUUUUUGUGUUGUUUCUGGUGAUUUAUGCCAUUACCGUUGUGGGAAAUCUGGGCAUGAUCUUCUUAAUUCGAAUCACUCCCAAGCUCCACACACCCAUGUAUUUCUUCCUCAGCUGCCUCUCAUUGGUAGAUGCCUGCUACUCAUCUGCAAUUGCACCCAAAAUGCUGAUAAACCUCCUGAUGGUGACAGGAACAAUCUCUUUCCCUGCUUGCAUGGUGCAGCACUUGUGUUUUGGGAUGUUUGUUACCACAGAAGGUUUCAUGCUGUCGGUGAUGGCGUAUGACCGAUAUGUGGCCAUUGUGAAUCCUUUACUUUACACUGUUGCCAUGUCUAAGAGAAAGUGUGUCGUGCUGGUCACUGGUUCAUGGUUAUGCGGAACAAUUAACUCAUUAAUACAUACAGUAAGCUUGGGAAGACUGUUCUUUUGUGGGUCAAAUGUUGUCAGCCACUUUUUCUGUGAUAUCCCUUCGCUACUAAAGCUUUCAUGUUCGGAUACAUCCAUGAAUGAGUUGUUGCUGUUAACCUUCUCUGGAGUCAUUGCCAUGGCCACCUUCUUGAUUGUCAUCACUUCCUACACGUUCAUAGUUGUUGCUAUACUGCGGAUCCAUUCAGCAGCAGGCAGGUGGAAAGCCUUCUCCACCUGUGCCUCUCACCUGACUGCUGUGACCAUAUUCUAUGGGACCUUAAGCUUCAGUUACAUUCAGCCGAGUUCCCAGUAUUCGGUAGAGCAGGAGAAGGUGGUUGCUGUGUUCUAUACACUAGUGAUCCCCAUGUUAAACCCAUUGAUUUAUAGUCUGAGAAACAAAGAGGUCAAAGAUGCAGUGAAAAGGGUCAUAGAAAUGAAACCUUUUCCCUGUUGA
This is a messenger RNA of Echinops telfairi (small Madagascar hedgehog), 939 nucleotides long. Its product is annotated as olfactory receptor 1052-like. The transcript has a single exon. Gene Ontology annotation, cellular component: membrane. Bases 1 to 939 code for a protein of 312 amino acids. Gene Ontology annotation, molecular function: G protein-coupled receptor activity; odorant binding; olfactory receptor activity. Gene Ontology annotation, biological process: G protein-coupled receptor signaling pathway; sensory perception of smell. Lineage: Eukaryota; Metazoa; Chordata; Mammalia; Afrosoricida; Tenrecidae. The record is from RefSeq and is a predicted model, not a curated record.